CACUGUCCAGAAAAGCUUACAAAUGUAUAAGUUACCGGUUACUUAUUAUUAACCUCCUUUUAGGCUUAGAUAAUACAUUCAAGAUGUCUGCUAAACAAGUCGCGUGGAAUCGUAUGUUUUCCUCAAUAGGAAUGAAAAAUACUUCAGAUCAUUAUAACGAGUACGCGAAUCACUAUGAAGAAGAUUGUAUGAAAUUAGGUUAUACUGAACCAAAGGUAGCGACGGAUAUGUUAAAGCAAGUGAUGUCCAACUUUGAGGAUGAGAAUCUGCAAGUUCUUGAUGUUGCCGCAGGCACCGGGCUUGUUGCCGACAAUCUGCGAGCCUUAAACUUUCAAGGAAAGAUCGAUGGAAUAGACGGCUCAGCGAAGAUGCUCGAAAAGGCCAAAGAAAAGGGAAAUUACAGAAAUCUGGUUGAAGAAUUUAUUCUCCCAGACAAACCACUACCAUAUGACGACAGCAGUUAUGACGUAGUGAUAUGUCUUGGUUCAUUAUCUGUACCCCAUGUUCAGCCUGAAGCUAUUAAGGAAUUCAUGCGAGUUACAAAAUGCGGUGGUUUGAUUAUUUUCUCGGUGGCAACCACGUCUAGAUCGGCUGGGUAUGAGAAGAAACUUGCAGAGAUUGCCAAGUCGAUGGAGGGUUCGUUGCAAUGGGAGAAUGCAAGGACGGUGAAAGGGGCGAUCUUUGAAGUUAAUUACGAGACAAAGGAUCCUGAAAACACUAAGACUGGGACGAGCUUCUACCUUUAUAAAAAGUUGUAGCUUGUCGUAAUAAAUUCCGCGAAUCUA
This is a messenger RNA of Ciona intestinalis (vase tunicate), 785 nucleotides long. Lineage: Eukaryota; Metazoa; Chordata; Ascidiacea; Phlebobranchia; Cionidae. The record is from RefSeq and is a predicted model, not a curated record.